This is a messenger RNA of Cotesia glomerata, 1004 nucleotides long. RefSeq names its product transmembrane protein 70 homolog, mitochondrial. Gene Ontology annotation, cellular component: mitochondrial membrane. Gene Ontology annotation, biological process: mitochondrial proton-transporting ATP synthase complex assembly. Bases 80 to 739 code for a protein of 219 amino acids. The record is from RefSeq and is a predicted model, not a curated record. Lineage: Eukaryota; Metazoa; Arthropoda; Insecta; Hymenoptera; Braconidae. The transcript is spliced from 3 exons.
AAAUAAAAAAAAAAGUUUUUGAGGUUAGAAAUAAUUGUUGAUAAUUUUUUAUCAAUUAAAAAAAUAUUUAAUUGUUAAAAUGUCAUUAAUAAUUAAAUUAAGAUGCAUGACAAGGAAUUUAUCCUGCAAUUUGAAUCAGCUGACAGUCCAAAGUAGAAAAUUUGAGAUAUUAAGACCAAGAAAUCUGAGAUGUUUCUCCAGCAAGACGGAAGAAAGCGACCUGGAGGAGAUCCACGAAGGAGGAUUGACAAAAGUGAUCAAAGGAGUGAAGAUUUUCUCCCUGAGCACCUCUGCAGCGACACUCUUGAUCCAGCCGUUUAUUAUUCCGACGGCUCUUCAGUCUGGAGGCAUGGGAGCUGCCGCGGGUCUUGCUGUGUCUUUUGGAAUGUUUGCGGUUUUAACGCCCAUGUUUUUGCACAUCUUCGCCGGGCGGUAUGUCACUGAUAUUCAUUAUGAUAAAAAGAGGGACUUGUAUAUUGCCAGCACUUGGAGUAUUUUUCUACGCAAGAAAAAGUUUGAAUUUACACCAAAAGACGUAGAAAAACCAGGCUUGGCGCAAUUACUCACUACAGUUCUCGUAAAAGGACGACCUAUGUUCUUCAUCCUUGAAGACUUCUCAGACCUAAGACACUACGAAUUAAUAAUGGGCUACGACAAACCUAUGGACUUUGGGUUCGAAAAAUCUUUAGAAAAUUCCGAGCCAGUCGAGGAGAAAAUAAAAGUAAAGAAGGCUAACUAAAGUUAUUUCAUAAUAUAUAUCUAAAGUUAAUUAAUUAAUAAAUAAUAAAUAAUAAUAAUAGACUAAGUAUAAUAAAGAUCGAGAUGACAACUUUAUCUAAAGCCCUAAAAAAGUAUGUACAGCUUAUUUUACAGUAGUCAUGUUGCAUAAAAAAACUUAAAAGCUAGUAAGUUGAGAUCACAGUUUCAACUUCGAAAUAAGUUUGACGUUGUGUGAUUUAAUGUCUACACGGAGAAAAUAAAAAAUCAAUGAUUACUGUUUCGUA